This is a messenger RNA of Acaulospora colombiana, 1518 nucleotides long. Lineage: Eukaryota; Fungi; Glomeromycota; Glomeromycetes; Diversisporales; Acaulosporaceae. The record is from the annotation of a GenBank genome assembly.
AAAAAAGAAGAUGAUCGGCUGCAAGAGUGGAAAUCGUUGUAUAAUCAAGUGGUCGAUGCUCUUCAUGAUCUGGAAAUUAGUCAGCGAAUCGAUCCAGUGGGCCGACUUCCAAGUGAAAUCCUUACAAAAAUUCUGUUGGAACUUCGUAAUGGGCGGCAUAUCACCAAGAGAUUUGACGAUUUAUUCAUGCUCACAAUGGUGUCUACAAAGUGGCGAAACUAUAUCUUAUCAGAACCACACCUAUGGAAUUCUAUAAUACUUUUCAAUCAAAGUGAUAUGCAUGCCAAGACCUCUCUACAGUUGAUAUUAUCUCGUGAUCUACCUCUCACCGUCGAAGUCACCUUCCCCCUCAACGGGUGGGAGUAUAUCAAGCGGGAAUUGAUACAACACCGUGGAAGAAUAGAGGCAAUACUGUCUCAUCAGGUACAGUCUUUAUCUUCUACACCCAGAAUCGAGGGACAAACAAACAACCUUUGGGCAAUGUUGAACGAUCUAGGAUCACUUCCCAAUUUGCGAAAGCUAGCAGACGCUUCUCCGAAGCGUACGGCAUUUCAGCACCUUAAAAAGACUUUGGACAGUUUUCCAUCCCUGGAAGACAUAACUGACUUUUCUAUCAGCAGUCAUGAUCUCCGGAUGGCCAAGGAUCGAAUGAGAACGAGCACAUUGACCACAUGGGAGGAUUUAAAGACACUAUUCCCAGUAAUUAGAACAAUUAAAUCUCUCAAAAAGGUUCGAUUUCUGUCCCGUGGUGGAAACACUACUCAAAAUAGGCCUCGAGUGGCAGAACUGGAAACAGAUUUGAUCUCUCGUGCCCAAUCUUCUCUUGGUUGGACAGAGGUAGCCUGUUUUAGACGUGAAGAUAUCAUUUUAUCGCCCAUUUUGUCACUCCUCCCAUCUCUAGUCAUAUUAGAGAUUUCAAUCUAUCUCCAGGCUCUCAACAAUAUCGCCAAUCUUCUUCCUGGGUUAUCUAAACUUUUACACAUCAGAUUACAUCUUCGUCUCACACCAGAUGAUCACGUCUCAGUUGUACAGCCAUUGGCCCUUAACAUGGGUGUGCAGUCAUUGAAGAUCAGAAUUUUCAGAUUGACGGAAUCUGGACCAGGAACCUGGACUGCCCUUACCCGCUACAUUCAAUUGGCCAAUAACAUUGACAGAAUAUCGUUAAUGUUGCUCCACAUUAUGCCAAAGUUAAAGGAUUUAAGCCUGUCGAUUGAAGGCGUACAGCAACCUUUUCCAUUCUUCUCCGGCAAUGAAGUAUUUGCUAGAGAAAAUUUACAUCUAUCUUUUUACGGAUCUACGGUUAUACCGAAUCCUGAUGUUCGAAUCCCACUUUGUGUUAAGAAACUUGAGCUAAGUUGCCCAGUCGACUUAGUUGGUUUACUGUCCUCAAAGUCGGUGAAGUAUCUCUCCUAUAAAGAGGUCAAGCGCCGGAAAUUGCCACUCAAUCCAAGUGAAGAUUGCAUGUUCGAUCCAAAUAACUGGCCAGUUCUCGAGCAUAUUGAGAUAAUGGAUAGCAUG